CGGCCCCCACUGGUCCCCUCCAGCCCCCUCCCUGGGACAGUCCCUGCUGCCGUCGCUGACCGGCAAAUCCUCCGCUGUCCUUCUUUCUCACUCCCUGACCGGGCGCCCCACAGCCCCGUCCCGCUGCAAUGGCCGAGAAGGACCCCCCUGCUCCCGCCCCCAAGAACGGGGAGGGCAACGCUGAGGACGCCGAGAACCCCGAGAAGAAGGAGGAGGAGGUGGAAUUGCCCCCUUUUGAGAUCGUCACCGGGGAGCGCCUCCCCGCCUCCUUCUUUAAGUUCCAGUUCCGGAACGUGGAAUACAGCUCCGGGCGGAACAAGACCUUCCUGUGCUACGUGGUGGAGACCCAGGGCAAGGAGAAACAGACGACGCGGGGCUACCUGGAGGACGAACACGCGGCGGCCCACGCCGAGGAAGCCUUCUUCAACAACAUCCUGCCGAGCUGCGAGCAGGCCCAGAAGUACAACGUGACCUGGUACGUCUCCUCCAGCCCGUGCGUCGCCUGCGCCGACCGCAUCGCCGACACCCUGCGCCGCACCCCGAACCUGCGCCUCCUCCUCCUGGUGGGCCGCCUCUUCAUGUGGGAGGAGCCCGAGAUCCAGGCCGCCCUGAAGAAGCUGAAGGCGGCCGGCUGCAAGCUGCGCAUCAUGAAGCCGCAGGACUUCGAGUACGUGUGGCAGAACUUCGUGGAGCAGGAGGAGGGCGAGGCCAAGGCCUUCGAGCCCUGGGAGGACAUUCAGGAGAACUUCCUGUACUAUGAGGAAAAGCUGGCCGAGGUCCUGCACUGAGC
Molecule: messenger RNA, 790 nt
Organism: Tachyglossus aculeatus (Australian echidna)
Lineage: Eukaryota; Metazoa; Chordata; Mammalia; Monotremata; Tachyglossidae
Gene: APOBEC2
Product: apolipoprotein B mRNA editing enzyme catalytic subunit 2
Exons: 2
Coding region: 129-788 (219 amino acids)
Biological process (GO): cytidine to uridine editing
Cellular component (GO): cytoplasm; nucleus
Molecular function (GO): RNA binding; cytidine deaminase activity
Source: RefSeq, a predicted model, not a curated record